Molecule: messenger RNA, 228 nt
Organism: Fusarium redolens
Lineage: Eukaryota; Fungi; Ascomycota; Sordariomycetes; Hypocreales; Nectriaceae
Exons: 2
Coding region: 1-228 (75 amino acids)
Source: RefSeq, a predicted model, not a curated record
AUGGGUUAUCUGUCGACCUGUCCAGAGCCAGAACCUGGGAGCAAGGUGGCAGAGAACAUCUUCCCGAAUAUAAGCUACAAUGAUGGAGUAACGGUGAUUCGGUUCAUUCCAGCGGAUCGUUUGGCACGCUCACGCUUCGAUGCGUUACGACUCAAAAUUGAGAUGGACUGGGCUCCACUCAAUCAACCACUACCCAAGCCUGAUGCCGGUGACUACAUGGCAAUUUGA